Brachypodium distachyon (stiff brome) is the source of this 1750-nucleotide messenger RNA. RefSeq lists its product as uncharacterized. The transcript is spliced from 3 exons. NCBI's taxonomy places the organism in Eukaryota, Viridiplantae, Streptophyta, Magnoliopsida, Poales, Poaceae. The record is from RefSeq and is a predicted model, not a curated record. Bases 671 to 1540 code for a protein of 289 amino acids.
GCAUGUUGAUCUCGCAGACAGACCACUAAAAUCAAAAGCUAUUCUUCACUAGGCGCACCAUGCAUACUUGUAAUAUUUCAACAACGAAGUAAAAUCUGAGUAUCAAGAGGCUGUGAAGACAUCUUAUGAUGUUAAAUUAAUGAAGAAACGAAAAAAUAUAAACAUGUCAGGAUUCAGGACUGGCGUUCUACAAUUGCAGCAAAGCUGCGGGAAUCUGAAAACGAAAUACUGGACGACUGAAGAGAAUAAGAUUUUGAGUAACUUUUCACAGCCAAGUAUUAACCUGAAAACACUGAAGCAAGGUAGUUGCAACAUAAAAAUGAGAGAAGAUGCUUUACACGAGGAAGCACAAGAUUCCACGUGUGUUGAUUGGUAUUGUUAACCCGACCGAGCUUAAAGGCAACAUCGAGCUUUCAGUCGAUGGGUGGAUGCAUUAUGUGAAUUUUGAGCUGGAGGAUGGCCAUGGUGUUUCUGGGGACGAUGACGACGGUUUUCUUGACGACUUUCGCCCAGAGAAUGGAAAAGAUGAAGGCAACAAAGAUAUGGAAUUGGAUGAUGUUGCUGGGAAUUCAAAUAAUGGGGCUGCUGCCCCGCCUGCGAGUGGUGGCACUGAGCAAGUUCAGCCCAUUGGUUCUACCUCAGUGGAGGGGCGUUCGGUGGCUGCGAACCCAUGGGGGCCUUCUCCAUGGCUGCUUCACCAACAACAUUGGCUCAGGUCCCUUCGGAGGUGGCAAGGCAGACUGCUUCUUCAAAAUUUGCAGCAACUUCAGCAGCUCUAUUGGCUUGUUCGUCUGGUGUUGCUGAUGUGGCUGCCACUGCAGCGUUUUCUGCAGUUUCAGCUGCCAUGGAAGGACCUUCUGCUGCUCUCGCUGCUAUGCCUUCGCCUUUGACUGCCAUGGCAGCGCCCAGUUCGGCUUCGGUUGCUGCUCCUGCGGACGCGACAACACCUCAAGCUGCCGUGGUGCCUUUUGAGGCGCAUCUCUCUGCUGCGGCGCCUCGUCCUUCGGAGGCGAGGUCUUCGCAGGGGGCUGACGGAGGCGGUACCGGGGUGUUCACUCCGGUGGUGUAUCGGCGUCGAGGUGCGACUGACCGUCGUGGAGAGGGGCAGGUGGCCCUUUCCUCGCCAUCGCCGGUCUCGCGGGAGUCUCAUCUGCAGCUGCUCCUGGGAUGCGGCUACUCUUUGGAGGCUGCGUCCAGGGCGGUUGGUCGCACGGUCGAGUUCGCGUCUUCUCCACCUGUUGCUGUCGCACCGGUGGCGGCUCCUUCUAUGACAACUACUGUUGCGCCCGUGGCGGAUCCUCGCCGCAGCGCCCGUCUUUCAGGUCGGGUGGAUGCUGAUGAAGAUUCAAUGGUGCGGGCUCAGAAGUUGGUGCAGCAACGCAAUCUCGACAAGCAGCCUGGUUUUGCUCUUAUGUACCAAUUGGCUGCAAUUAUGGGCGUUGCUACAGAAGGUGCAGCACAAGGAACCGAUGGAGUCUGGCGCCAAGCGACUAGAGUGGAUCACCAGGGAGUUUAUGUCCCGGUUUGGGUGGCGUGCUAGCUCUAGACUUCUUACUUUGUAGAUCGGUUCUCUGUUUGGCCUAUCACACUUGUGGACGUGGUCAUGUUUUUUCAAUUGUUGAGAAUAAUGUACGAAUUUAGGCCGUAUGCAUUCAGAGGUGGUCAUGUUUUUUCAAUUAUUGAGAAUAAUGUAUGACUUUAGGCUGUUCAGAGGCCGGAGGUAAUAAAGCUUCCAUUAUCUAAAAAAAAA